Cuscuta campestris is the source of this 2299-nucleotide messenger RNA. Lineage: Eukaryota; Viridiplantae; Streptophyta; Magnoliopsida; Solanales; Convolvulaceae. The record is from the annotation of a GenBank genome assembly.
UUUGAAAAAAAUAAUAGAUAAUCACAUCAAUUCAUGAAAUGUGUGAGAAAAUACCCAACUUUAAAAUCAAGCACAAAAAUUAAUAUCCAUCAAUUCACAUCAAACUGUAUUUUUCCUGCUCAUUUUUCCCCGCUCCAUCUUCCUCAUUCCUCAACUAGGGUUCCGACUCCUUUCCUGCGAGCCCGCCAAACUUCCACGGUUAAGAUGAGGCCAAUUUUCUGUGGGAACUUUGACAUUGAAACCAGACAGAGUGAGCUGGAGAGGCUCUUCAGAAAAUAUGGAAAUGUUGACAGGGUGGACAUGAAGUCUGGAUUUGCUUUUGUGUAUAUGGAUGAUGAAAGAAAUGGUGAUGAUGCUGUACGAAGACUUGACCGUCUGGAAUUUGGCAGAAAAGGACGUAAGCUCCGUGUUGAGUGGGCAAAGGAAGAACGAGGCAGGCGCCAUGAGAGUACCAGGAGAUCUACCAGUGGCACUAGGAUUUCAAAGACUUUGUUUGUCAUCAAUUUUGAUCCCUACCAUACUCGGACAAGGGACUUGGAGAGGCACUUUGAGCCAUAUGGUAAAAUACUCAACAUAAGGAUCCGAAGGAAUUUUGCAUUCAUUCAGUUUGAAACUCAAGAAGAUGCCACUAAAGCAUUGGAUGCUACACACUUGAGUAAAGUGAUGGAUCGUGUCAUUACUGUGGAAUAUGCUAUCAAAGAUGAUGACGUGGGUGAUGGGAGAAACGGACGCAGUCCUGAUAGAGGUCGUGACAAGUUUCAAAGAAGGGAUGGUAAUGACCGGGAACGAUCUCGAAGCCCGUAUAGGAGAGAGAGGGCCAGUCCUGACUAUGGUGGGGUUCAUAGGUCCAGUCCUGACUAUGGUCGGGGACAUAGGUCCAUUCCAUAUCAUAGAGAAAGGCACAGUCCUGAUUAUGGUUGUAGACCUGGUUCAAGCCCAGCUAACAGUAGAAAGGAAAUUGAAUCGGCCUGUGACCGUAGUCCUAAUGUUAAGAAGAGGAGGUAUUCUGGUAAUGGAAGUGCUUCUAGCCACAGUCCUGUACGGGAGAGGGCUGGUCCCGGCAAUGCCCGUGAACGUAGUCCAAACAACAGUGGAAGGGAUUUUGAACGGGCCUGCAACCGUAGUCCAGAUGGUAGUAGGAAUGAGAGGUAUUUUGGUAGUGAACGGGCCCAUGACCAUAGUCCUAAUCACAGAGGAAUUAAUUUUGAACGGGCCCGUGACCGUGGUCCAAACUACAGAGGAAGGGAUGUUGAACAGGGCCGUGACCUUAGCCCUAACCACAGAGGAAGGGAUUCUGAACGGGCCCAUGACCAUAGUCCUAAUCACAGAGGAAGGGAUGUUGAACGGGGCCGUGACUGUAGUCCACACCACAGAGGAAGGGAUUCUGAACAGGCAAGUGACCGUAGUCCUAAUCACAGAGGAAGGGAUGUUGAACGCGGCGCCCGUGACCGUAGUCCGAAUCACAGAGGAAGGGAUGUUGAACGGGCCCGUGACUGUAGUCCACACCACAGGGGAAGGGAUUCUGAACAGGCCAGUGACCGUAGUCCUAAUCAAAGAGGAAGGGAUGUUGAACGCGGCACCCAUGACCGUGGUCCUAAUCACAGAGGAAGGGAUGUUGAACGGGCCCGUGACUGUAGUCCACACCACAGAGGAAGGGAUGUUGAACAGGCCAGUGACCGUAGUCCUUACUACAGAGGAAGGGAUGUUGAACGGGCCCGUUACUAUAGUCCACACCAAAGAGGAAGGGAUGUUGAACAGGCACGCGACCUUAGUCCAGACAUUAGCAGGGAGAGGGCUGGUCCUGAAAAUGGGCAUGCUAACAGUCCUCCAGAAAGGGGAGGUCCUGAAUAUACUCCUGGACACAGCCCGAGUCAUCAAAGAGAAAUACAAGAGAAGUCAAGUCAUCAAGGUGGAAUUGAAGCGCCUGGUUUAAACCCUGAAAUAAAUGAUCCUGAGUUUAGGAGGGAAAGUCAAAGUCCACAUGAAAUAUACAAGAGUCGUUCAUCCUCAUCCUAAGAGAGUUCUCCCUGUUGAUGAAAUUCAUGGAAUGUGCUGCUGUGUGCUGGUCCAGUGCUGUGAUACCAUUUCUUCUUUACCUUUGUCAUUUCAGAUGUUCGUUUUGAUAUUUACCAUUACUGCAUUUUACCUGCAAUGGCCGACACCUUUUUCUGCCUUGGGUUGCAUUUUAGAUGUUUGAAUAUUGGAACUGGUUAUUCAAUUUUUUAUGGGGAGACUUUGGUCCUUUAGGUAUUGUUGGCGCCUUCGGGUGAAAACAUAUGAACAAAGAGUGUUUUGGACC